AUGGCCAGCGUGCAAGAGCCCCUGAUUCCGGAUAGCCAUGCGCUGCCGACAGACGGGCCAGUUGAGCCAAUCACCUCGACCGACCCAAUUGUCACCGAUGAGAAAGCAGCCGAGUCGGACCUGAGCGAAUCCACCGCAACACUGGUGGAGUCCGAAACCGAAGCCAAAGAAUCCCCCGCCCAACCCGAGGUCCCCAUGACCGCCGCGGAAAGGAAGAAGGCAAAGAAGCAAAAGAAGAAGCUGCAAAAGAGACAGGAGAGUAUCAGCUCUCUGGCUGCUCUGGAAGCCGAGAAAUCUGCGGAGGCGGUCCCUGAGACUAAACCUGCAGACGCCGCUGUGGAGGAAUUGGCACCAGUCGAAGCCCCCAAGGAGGCCGAAUCAGAGUCCGCCGUGACUGAGAGCCAACCCGCAGAGCCCUCAGUGGAGGAAUCAACACCAGCCGAAGCCGCCAAGGAGGCUGAACCAGCCGCUGAGCCAGUGGCCGAGGAGAAGCCCGCCACGGAAGAAUCGAAGACCGUCGAGCCCGUACCGGAAACUGUGGCAGAGCCCGUUGUCGAAGAGACUCCAGUUGUGGAGGAAACCAAGGUUGUGGAGGCUGCUCCUGAACCCGCCACAGAGCCUGUUGUCGAAGAACCCAAGGCCGAGGAGACCGCCAAGCCUGCCGCAGAAGAGGCAAAACCCGUCGAGGUUACUCCUGAACCCGCCGCUGAGCCUGUCGUUGAAGAGGCUCCCGCCGCUGUCGUGGAAGAAUCCAAGACUGUGGAGGCUGUCGAGCCCGCCAAGGAAGAGUCGCAGUCUGCCGAGGCUGUUCCUGUGACCACCGAAGCCCCUGUGGAAGAAUCCAAGCCCGUGGAGACUGCUACCGAGCCUGUCGCAGAGCCUGUUGUCGAAGAGACCCCAGCUGUGGAAGAAUCUAAGGCUGAGGAGGUUGUCGAAUCCACCCCCGAGGAGAAGCCUACCACUGAAGAAAAGGCUACCGAGGCCGUUCCCGAAACUGUCGCUGAGCCCAUCGUCGAGGCGACUCCUGCCGUCGAAGAAACUAAGGUUGUUGAGGCCGUUCCUGAAAUCGCCCAGGAGACCCCCGCCGUUGAAGAAACCAAGCUCACCGAGGAGCCUGCCACCGAACAGAAGGCUGUCGAGGCCGUCCCCGAAACUGUCGCUGAACCCAUCGUCGAGGAGACCCCCGCCGUCGAAGAAGCCAAGACCGUCGAGGCUGUUCCUGAAGUCGCUGCUGAGGAACCCAAGACUGUGGAGGCUGUUUCUGAACCCGUUCAGGAGUCUCCUGUGGUCGAAGAAGCCAAGACCGAGGAGUUUGUUGAACCUACCGCCGAGGAGAAGCCUGCUACUGAAGAAAAGGCCACUGAGGCCGUUCCCGAAACUGUCGCUGAACCCAUCGUCGAGGAGACCCCCGCCGUCGAAGAAGCCAAGACCGUCGAGGCUGUUCCUGAAGUCGCUGCUGAGGAACCCAAGACUGUGGAGGCUGUUUCUGAACCCGUUCAGGAGACUCCUGUGGUCGAAGAAUCCAAGACCGAGGAGGUUGUUGAACCUACCACCGAGGAGAAGCCUGCUUCGGAUGAAAAGGUCAUCGAGACCGUUCCCGAAGCCGCUGCUGAGCCUGUUGUCGAAGAGACUACCGCCGUCGAAACUGCUGUGGAGGAACCCAAGGCUGUGGAGGCUGUUCCUGAAACCGCCCAGGAGACUCCCGCCGUCGAAGAACUCAAGACCGAGGAAGCUGCUGAGCCGAUCGUUGAGGAGAAGCCCGCUGCUGAGGAGGCCAAGGCCGUCGAGCCCGUUUCUGAAGCCGCCGCCGAGCCUGUCGUCGAAGAGACUCCCGCUGCUGAAGAGCCCAAGACCGUGGAGGCUGUUUCUGAACCCGUUCAGGAGACCCCUGUCACUGAGGCUGCUGUGGAAGACAUCAAGCCCGCCGAAGAUGUCGCUGAGCCUACCAAGGAGCCUGUGACAGAAAAGGCAGUUGAGGAGCCUGUUGUCGAGGCAGAGGCCGAGAACAGUGCCGAUACAACCGCAGCCGUUCCUGAGGAGACUGCCACUGAGGUCUCUGAGGCCAAGGACGAAGUCAUUCCCGAGCCCACCAAGGAGGUGGCUGUGGAGGCUCCUAUUGAGCAGCUUGUCGCUGAGGAAUCGGCAGUCGAGCCAGUCAAGGUGGCUGAGAUCGCUGAGCCCGUUCCUGAGCAGACUGUUGAGGCUGUCGAGGAGCCCGCAGCUGAGAAGCCCGCCGAGGUUGUUGCUGCCGUUGAGACUCCUGCCGCCGAACCCGCCGCUGAAGCUGCUGAGCAGUCUGCCCCUGCAGUUGUUGAGGAGGCUAUCGCCGAGAAGGUUGAGGAGUCCGCUGCUGUUCCUGAGGCUACUGAAGCCGCCGCUGUUGAGACUGCUGCUCCUGCUACUGAGGAGUCUCCCGCUGUCCCCGAGGUCUCCGAGCCUAUCGCUGCCGAGACUCCUGCUGUUCCUGAGGCGGUUCCCGCUGCGGUCACCGAGGACGUUGUCACUCCCACCGAGCCUGUGCAACAAUCCACCGAGGAGACCACCCCCGUUGAGUCUGCCAAGGAGGAUGUCGUUGAGCAGCCCGAGGCCCCCAAGGCCGAGGAGGUGAUUGAGCAAGCCACCGAGGAGCCCCUCGCUGACAAGGCCAGCGAAGAGCCAGUUGUGGAACAGACUCCCGUUGAGGCGCCUGCCAAGGAGAUUGUCGCUGAGGAGCCCGUUGAGGUUUCCACUGAGGCUCCCGCCGUCGCUGACGUUACUGCCGACGAGCCCGCUGAGAAGGCCGAAGAGAAGCACUCUGAAGUCGAAGCAGUUGCUGAGCCAGCUGUCGCCGAAGAGAAGGCAGUUGAGGAACCAGCCAUUGUCGCAGAGACUGUUGAAGUUGCUGCUGCUCCUGAGCCCGUGGCCGAGGCUGUCAUUGCUGAGCCUACCGUUGCUGCUGAAGAGCCAGUUGUUGUGACUGAGCCCGUGGUGGAGGCCGCUGCUGAGCCAGUUAUCGAGCAACCUACUCCUGAGGUCGCACCUGUUGUUGAGGAGCCUGUCACUGAGGCACCAGCCACCGAGAAGACCGAGGAUGUGGAGGCUCCUGCUACUAUCGAGCCCACAGUCCAGGCUACUGAAGUUGCCGACGCACCAGUUGUGGAGGAACAGAUUGUCGCAGAGACCGCAAAGGCUGAGGAGCCUAUUGAAUCUACCACCAAGGAGAUCGAGCCUGAGACAACUGUGGUUGAGGAAGUUGUUAUUGAGCAGCCCACCACUGUUGUUGAAGAAACAGCCACUGAAGAGCCAGUGAUCGCUGAGUCCGAAGCACCAAUUGUUGCUGAGGUUGUCGCUGAAGCGCCUGCACAGCAGGAUUCCAAGGUGGAGGAGACCGUUCCAGAACAGUCUACCCCUGCCGUGGAGACCAUUGUCGCUACGGAGGAGCCGAAGGUCGACACUGUCGAGACCGAAGUCGCCGCUACUGAGCCGAUUGUCGGCGCAGACGAAGCCCAGACCGUGGAUGAGACAACCGAUGUGGAGCAACCCGCCAAGCUCUCAACUGAUGAUGCUGAACCCUCCGCAGCCGCUGAGCCCGAGACUAAGCAGGAAGAGACUGCGGCUCAAGCCUCGGAUGAGGCUUCUGCCAAGGAUACUGGCCUCAGCGCUGAAAUGCUUGCUGCUGGUGCUGGUGCCGCUGCUGGUGCCGCUCUUGCUGGUGUUGGCAUCGCCGCUAUUGUUCACAAGGAUUCCGAGACUGCAGACGAGUCCUCCAAAGACCAGAAGGAUAUUUCCUCUUCCGAGGCCAAGUCCCAGCCCCAAGCUGCCGUCGCAGAUUCACAGCCCGCAGACGGUAAGUCAACACCGUUCUAUCUUUCAGCUCAGCAACCAUCUGCCGUAUCUUUCGAAACUGAUCCAAGUCUUGCAGCUCUUGCUGGCGAUCGCGACGCCCUGCUCAACAAGCUCAACCAGCCAUCCACCGAACAGCUGCCUGCUGCUAGCCAGCAACCAUCAGUCGAGACCACAACCAAGCCCCAGCCUGCCGCCGAGGCCAUCGAGGAAACUACCGAACCUACUGCCAAGGCAUCUGAUGCCAAGCCUACGGCCGACAACAGUCUCGCACCCAAGAAUAACGAUGAGGAUUCUCGUCCUACGAGUCAGAACCGGUCAGUGACAGCUGUUUCUCUAAAUGGUGCACCUGACAGUUGGCUCAAAGCAAUCCUACGCACUGUGUUUGUCAACUUCUUUGGGGCCAUCUUCUCUCCCUUCCGUCGUGGAAAGGCCUCAAAUUAG
Penicillium paradoxum is the source of this 4266-nucleotide messenger RNA. Its product is annotated as PT repeat family protein. The transcript has a single exon. The record is from RefSeq and is a predicted model, not a curated record. Bases 1 to 4266 code for a protein of 1421 amino acids. Lineage: Eukaryota; Fungi; Ascomycota; Eurotiomycetes; Eurotiales; Aspergillaceae.